AUGGAGGUGUCAGCUCUCGAAGAAGUUAAACUUAUUACCAAAGAGUUCCUGGAGAAACCUGAGCUUCGGAAUCGGCGGGCCGUGAGAGCGAUACUGAGGAGAUUCAAUAAGCCUAUGAGAAAAGUAGGCUUUUGCCACAGGUUGUUUGGGCGCAUCGUAGACAGCGAUUACGAGAACGUCAUAGAGACAAAGGGUCUCACUGCUGAAAACAUCGCGGAGAACAUAGGUGAGAUUGUGGAUGGAUGUAAGACGUUUUUGCAUCAUAUCAAAAACCCUGACUACUAUGAGUCCGCUUACAAUUCAGAAGCGACGUCGGACGCAUCAUGUUCGGAAAAGCCGGAAGAUUUUGCAGCCGUCUUCGUGGGUAUUGCGCCCAUGUUGUACGCAGGUCUAAUAGCCCCUUUGGUUGCGAGCAGAGCUGGAUUUUGCAAUGUGGCUGUACCCUACUAA
This is a messenger RNA of Babesia bigemina, 450 nucleotides long. RefSeq lists its product as hypothetical. The transcript has a single exon. Bases 1 to 450 code for a protein of 149 amino acids. Lineage: Eukaryota; Apicomplexa; Aconoidasida; Piroplasmida; Babesiidae. The record is from RefSeq and is a predicted model, not a curated record.